AUGGACAGAAGCUGGUUCCACAGGGAGAGACUCUCCUUCUAUAUUGUUCUCAGUCUUCUGCUUCCAGGAAGAGGCAGUACUUUCACCAUCAACUGCACAGGGUUUGGCCAGAACGGGAUGUACACCACCGCUCUGGAUUCAGUGUUUGAAAGAAAGGCCUUCCGUCCAGUCAUCAACUUCAGCAUCCCCACCAUAGUCAACAUCUCCUUCACUGUGUCUGCCAUCCUAAAUGUUGAUGAACAGUUACAGCUCUUGUCAUCAUUUCUGUGGCUGGAAAUGAUCUGGGACAACCCAUUUAUCAGUUGGAACCCAGAGGAGUGUGACGGCAUCUCGAAGAUCAGUGUGGCAACCAAGAACCUGUGGCUCCCAGACAUUUUCAUCACGGAAUUCAUGGAUGUGGAUAAGACCCCAAAAGGCCUCAAGGCAUUCAUAAGUAAUGAAGGUCGCAUCAGGUAUAAGAAACCCAUGAAGGUGGUAAGCAUCUGUAACCUGAACAUCUUCUACUUCCCCUUUGACCAGCAGAACUGCACCCUCACCUUCAGCUCAUUUCUCUACACAGUGGAGUACAUAUCGCUGGGCAUGGAGAAAGAAGUGUGGGAAAUAGCAGACACAUCCCAGAACAUCAUUCAGACCCAUGGAGAAUGGGAGCUCCUGGCCAUCAACAAGGCCACCCCAAAGAAGUCUGUGGGCACCAACCUGUAUGAUCAGAUCAUCUUCUAUGUGGCCAUCAGGCGCAGACCCAAACUCUACAUUAUGAAUCUCCUGGUGCCGAGUAGCUUUCUGGUCACCAUUGACGCCCUCAGCUUCUAUCUGCCAGCAGGAAGCGAGAGCCGUGCCCCAUUCAAGAUAACUCUUCUGCUGGGCUACAACGUCUUCCUGCUCAUGAUGAAUGACUUACUCCCUGCCAGUGGCACCCCCCUCAUCAGUGUCUAUUUUGCCCUGUGUCUGUCCCUGAUGGUGCUCAGCCUGCUGGAGACCAUCUUCAUCUCCUACCUGCUGCACCUGGCCACCACCCAGCCCCCACCCAUGCCUCGCUGGCUCCAUUUCCUGCUUCUACACUGCACCAGCCCAAGGACAUGCUGCCCCGCUGUGCCUCAGAAGGGAAACACGGGCCUUGCCCACCUGCCUGGUGUGAAGGAGCCCAUGGAGUUGGUGCAGAAGUUGCCAGGUCCCAGAGAGACAGAGCUAAAUGGGUGCCCUGGGUCCACGAGGGCCCAGCAGGAAGACAAGGCUCAAAAGCAGCACUUGGUCAGCCUGUGGGUGCAGUUCAGCCACGUGAUGGACACCUUGCUCUUCUGCCUCUACCUGCUCUUCUUGGCCACUUCCAUUGUCACAGUCAUCAUCCUCUGGAACACCUAA
Budorcas taxicolor (takin) is the source of this 1359-nucleotide messenger RNA. Its product is annotated as 5-hydroxytryptamine receptor 3E-like. Gene Ontology annotation, biological process: nervous system process; chemical synaptic transmission; signal transduction. The transcript is spliced from 9 exons. The record is from RefSeq and is a predicted model, not a curated record. Gene Ontology annotation, cellular component: synapse; membrane; neuron projection. NCBI's taxonomy places the organism in Eukaryota, Metazoa, Chordata, Mammalia, Artiodactyla, Bovidae. The coding region runs from base 1 to 1359 and encodes 452 amino acids. Gene Ontology annotation, molecular function: extracellular ligand-gated monoatomic ion channel activity; neurotransmitter receptor activity; transmembrane signaling receptor activity.